This is a messenger RNA of Spea bombifrons (plains spadefoot toad), 1981 nucleotides long. RefSeq names its product RAS like proto-oncogene B (gene RALB). NCBI's taxonomy places the organism in Eukaryota, Metazoa, Chordata, Amphibia, Anura, Pelobatidae. Gene Ontology annotation, cellular component: plasma membrane. Gene Ontology annotation, biological process: Ras protein signal transduction. The transcript has 5 exons. The coding region runs from base 196 to 816 and encodes 206 amino acids. The record is from RefSeq and is a predicted model, not a curated record. Gene Ontology annotation, molecular function: GDP binding; GTPase activity; GTP binding.
UUCGGCGCUUGGUAGUGUGUCCCCAGCCGGCGGCCGUAGUGCGCGAGGGGCGGUGACAGGAAGACGGGAAGCUGCAGGAGGGAGGAGGCCGCGCCCGGGCAAAGAGAGAGCGAGCAGGGAACCGGGCAGAGAGGAGAGCGGCGGCGGGGAGAAGGUAGCUGGGACUCGCCGGAGUGUAAGCUGUGAACGGACACCAUGGCCACCAACAAGAACAAGAACCCAACCUCGCUGGUGCUGCACAAGGUGAUCAUGGUCGGCAGCGGUGGCGUCGGCAAGUCUGCCCUCACCUUGCAGUUCAUGUACGACGAGUUUGUAGAAGACUACGAACCCACCAAAGCCGACAGCUACCGGAAGAAAGUGGUCCUGGACGGGGAGGAGGUGCAGAUAGACAUCCUGGACACGGCCGGGCAGGAGGACUACGCCGCCAUUCGGGAUAACUAUUUCCGCAGCGGAGAGGGCUUCCUCCUGGUCUUCUCCAUAACGGAACACGAGUCCUUCACGGCCACGGCCGAAUUCCGGGAACAAAUUCUCCGAGUUAAAGCAGAAGAUGAUAAGAUCCCUCUUCUCGUUGUUGGGAAUAAAUCUGAUUUGGAGGAUCGGAGACAAGUCCCGGUGGAUGAAGCCAGAAGCAAAGCGGAGGAAUGGGGGGUGCAGUACGUGGAGACGUCGGCCAAAACCAGAGCAAACGUAGACAAGGUGUUUUUUGACCUGAUGAGGGAAGUCCGAGCAAAGAAAGUGUCUGAGAACAAGGACAAAAACGGGAAGAAAAGCGGGAAAACCAAGAAGAGCUUCAAGCAGCGCUGCUGUUUACUGUGAUUUGGGAGCGAGGGCUGCCGGGGCCCCCCAUAAACACCGGGCCCUUUCUAACGCAGCACGUAGUAUUUCACUAACUCAGUGUCCGGUCCGGCAGCGAAAUGCGUUGCCGGUCCUCUCUGCAAUGAAGUGUUUGAGCCGCAGCUAUGUCUGUAACUGGCCCAGUUCUCAUGAUAUUUUUUAUCGUUAUUAUUACUUUUUGAAGCCUUAUUAUUAUUAUUAUGACACCUUUUUUAAUACUAGAAACUAAAUCACACUUUUUUUUUUGUUAACUCAUUAAGUGCCAUAAAAUUCCUCAUUCAGUAAAAUACGGGAAGGGGAACCACACGCCCCACCGGAGUGUUACGAACUAUUGGCCGUGCUGCCAGCCCUGUAAAGAGUUAACAUGAUGUAGCAGUCUAUGACAGUACAGCGUAUCACUACACAUGCCAAAAAAUGCUAAAUAAAACCACCCAAAAUGAUUGUUACCCCCUAUCCAGGACGAGAAGACCCUCUAACCUCCCUGUCCGUUCCAGAGCUGUGCCGGUAUACAGGCCCGUAUACGACGGUCCGCCGGUCGCUGACGGCAAGCACUUAAAAUGCUUCUGUUUUUAUAUUGGUUAACCCAGUAACCCUUUCUCUCCUGACUGAGGUCUGGGGUCACAUGUCUCUGUAAAAUGUUCUAUGCCUAUAGAAUUCUGAUGGAAACAGAUGGAUAAAGUACAAUGAGCUUCCUGCGUGGCCAUAGAGUGUUUGCUUGUCUCGAUGGCUCGUGCUGGUAUUUAAUGCGGGUCUGCGAUAAUGACUUCCCAAUCGGUCUCAAGCGUUUUCCUCGGAUUGUUCGGAACUUUCUGCUGCCGUACGGACUGUGAAUAAAGAGGUUCGUGCUCUGGCUGCACGUAUACCUCCAACCGUGUCUAGCACACGUGACGGCGUUGGAGCGUGUUCCCUGACCUUACACGCCACACAACGCAGAAAUCCGCCGCCGCGGGUCCUGCGACAGGAAAUCCGCUCAAACGGAACUUCUUUUAAUCAUUUUUUGGGGGUUUGCCGUCUCCGGUUUGUAUAAUUGCUUCUAUAACGCACAGCGCCGUCGCUAUGGGUUCAGCCGCGUCUCUGGCGAUCGCGGGAUGUGACGUUCUCAACUGCGGCCGCUUUCACAAUUAAUAAAGAAAUUGAAACCUUGAAA